Molecule: messenger RNA, 1095 nt
Organism: Schistocerca americana (American grasshopper)
Lineage: Eukaryota; Metazoa; Arthropoda; Insecta; Orthoptera; Acrididae
Product: translation initiation factor IF-2-like
Exons: 1
Coding region: 1-1095 (364 amino acids)
Source: RefSeq, a predicted model, not a curated record
AUGUCGCCUGCUGCAACACUGCAGGUAUCGCCAGCCACGUUGCCCGACACAGGAGGAGAGCCAGCAGAAGCCACAAGAGAAGUGGCGUCUCCACCUGCGUCACCAUCCACAGUACGAGUUGAACGACCAGCUGCACCACAAGUGGUUGCACCAGCCACUUCACCAGCCACACCAGGAGUUGCCACGGAAGCCACAACACAACUGCAGUCUCCAGCUGUACUGACAUCCACAACACAACUUGAACCAGCAGCUGCCACACACGUGGCAUACCCAGCCACGUCCCCAUCUACAACACAUGUCUCAGCAGGCAUGACACAAGUGGCGUCGGCACUUAUAAUCGAAGUGGCGUCACCACCCACAAGAAGAGCAAUUCAUCGAGCCUCAUCACCAGGCAAAACAAAAGUUACAUCACCGGCAGCCCGUCUAACCACAAAACGUGUAGCCUCAUUACCUUUAGGGCAGGUGGUGUCCAAAGCAUCGUCGUCAGCCUCCACACGAAUAGCAUCCGCCAUCCCCAUUGCCUGCAACAGCAUGCAUCUUAUCACCAGUCCUGUUGCCAGAUACAACACUCAUCAAGUCACCAGUCCCGCUGCCAGAUACAACACUCAUCAAGUCACCAAUCCUGUUGCCAGAUACAGCACGCGCUGUGUCACCAGUCCUGCUGCCGGAUACAACACUCAUCAAGGCACCAAUCCUGUUGCCAGAUACAGCACACGCUGUGUCACCAGUCCUGCUGCCAGGUACAACACCCAUCAAGCUACUAAUCCUGUUGCCAUAUACAGCACACGCUGUGUCACCAGUCCUGCUGCCGGAUACAACACACGCUGUGUCACCAGUCCUGCUGCCAGAUACAACAUGCGUUCUGUCACCAGCCCUGCUGCCAGAUACAACACCCAUCAAGCUACUAAUCCUGUUGCCAGAUACAGCACACGCUGUGUCACCAGUCCUGCUGCCGGAUACUGCACACACUAUAUCACCACUCCUGCUGCCAGAUACAACAUGCCUUCUGUCACCAGCCCUGCUGUGGGAUACAACACGCGUCCUGAAGCCAAUCCUGUUGCUAGCUACACCAUGAUUCGUGUCGCAAGAUUCUGA